Messenger RNA from Dovyalis caffra, 237 nucleotides. The record is from the annotation of a GenBank genome assembly. NCBI's taxonomy places the organism in Eukaryota, Viridiplantae, Streptophyta, Magnoliopsida, Malpighiales, Salicaceae.
AUGACUUUGCAGAGGCAUGAAAAAUGUAACUUGUUGACAUCGAUAAGUAGUUUGCAGUUGGAACAAUCUUUUGAUAAUCCGGUACUUAUCUUUGAGGAAGAGUUUGAUAUGGAGAUUCUCCAAUUAUCUCUACUAAGAGACACUGAGCCCCGAAUCAUAGAAGAAGCAUCUUCUCAUAACCCAACAGAGAAAGAGAAGGUCUCAGCUUUUAUUUUUGGCUCAUUCUUUUGGGACUGA